Molecule: messenger RNA, 1158 nt
Organism: Kwoniella shivajii
Lineage: Eukaryota; Fungi; Basidiomycota; Tremellomycetes; Tremellales; Cryptococcaceae
Exons: 9
Coding region: 1-1158 (385 amino acids)
Molecular function (GO): 2-oxoglutarate-dependent dioxygenase activity
Source: RefSeq, a predicted model, not a curated record
AUGUCUAUCGCCACCACAGCCAAGCCUGUUAUUCCUCCUUGGGUUCCUCCUCCCGCAACUAAAGAAGACUUGGAUUGGGCCUCGCUCAAGACGUUAGACCUUUCAAAGCUGGAUUCGGAUGACCCAGCAGAAGUCCAACAACUCCUUGAAGAUGCGAAGUACGCCAUCAAGCAGGAUGGAUUCUUGUACUUGACAAACUACGGUAUUCCUCUCGAGAAGCUCCACAGGCAGUUCUCAAUUGCUCAAUACCUCCUAGACGGCAACGUGAUAACGGACGAUGAGAAGAAGCGAUUAGAAAUUCAACAGCAUACCGGAUCCUAUGCUGGCUACAAGCCUAUGAAGGGAUGGGGUGCUGGUAACGGCUCGUACGAUGGCAUCGAGAACUUCACAUUCUAUUCUCCUCAAAUGGAGGACCCCCACAAGAGACCUGCAGCAUUGGAGCCGUUCAUGGACGAGGUCAAGGAAUUCUGGAGCUAUGCCCACGACAAUGUUAACCGAAGACUUCUGAAACUUCUAUCUCGGGUUCUUGAACUCCCCGACGAUUACCUGUGGGACAAUGUGCAAUCACACCAAGGUGACACCUGUGCCGAGGGAUACUUCCGAUUUGUUGUUUAUAGACCAAUGGCUGAGGGUCAAGAAGGUUCCAGUAUGAGAAUUCAUGGUCACCAUGACAUCGGCACCACCACUUUACUGUUUUCGGUCCCGAUAACGGCUCUACAAGUGUGGAACUCUGUUGAGAACAAAUGGCAAUGGGUCAAGUACAAGCCCGGGGCUCUGGUUGUUAAUCUGGGAGAAUCUUUAGAGAUCUUGACUGGCGGUCACUUCGUUGCGACCAAACAUCGAGUGGUGUCUCCACCCAAAGAUCAACAGCAUUUGCCCCGAUUGUCCUGUGCUAUGUUUUGCUCUGCCCGUGGUGACCUGAAAGUCAGCCCUCUCCAAGACUCACCAUUGAUCAAACGAGAAGGUUUGGUUAAGACGGGUGUGUAUGGAGAGUUCGCUAAGUUGUUGGAUGCCGGCAUGGACGUCCCCGAUCAUGACAGCUGGCGACGUGCUCGAAGAGCUUAUGCUCAACAAGGCCCUGCUAAGCAAGUAGAAAUUAGUGGCGUGAAGUAUUCCGAGGAGGUCUUUAACAAUAUCAAAGUUUAUGUUCCUGUUUAG